AUGCCGCCCACAGUCACCGGGCAAAUCCGUAGUCUAUCCCCACGGUCAGCCUUGAAGUUGGUUGUCCCGAUCCUUAAUCCCACCAUGCCUGCGAUUUGGCAAAGCGGGUCUUCUACCAUCUGGCAACGCGCCUCUCUCGCAAUCAGCACCUCGAACUGUCUGGUUCCUUCUUCACUGUCUAUCGCUUCACUUGUCUGUAUUUAUGGAGUCUUGCGCAAACCCGGCGUGGGUUAUCUGGUGGUUGGGGAUUCUUGGGUCAGCCCCAACAUCUAUACAGAGCUUUUGGUUGUCUGUUCUUAUGAAAUUGAUUGCCUGGACAAAUUCGGGGAGAUCUCUCCCCCAAAGAGCGGCGCCUCUCACCAUGACCACACGAAGGCUGCAGGCGAUUCCUCCGCCUUCCUUGAAAUUCUACCUGGGCCUCCACCUCUAUUUCCGUCUCAUGAUGAAACGUAUUCCCAGAGAUCAGAUGUCAGUUCUUUGCAGUUCAGUCCAGAUCAACACUCGUUCCUGCACAGAUCAAUUCAGACGAGCUUUUUUACCCACGAAUGUCAAACCAGAUCAACUGUCAAUCCGGUGCACUCCUGUCCGUCCUCCAUAGAUCAAUUCAAUUCAGAGGAGCUUUUUGUUCUACGAAUGUCAAUUCAGAUCAGAUAUCAAGCCUGUGCAGGAGGAGUGAUAAAUUACAACGCUUUCUAUCUAUCUAUCUAUCUAUCUAUCUAUCUAUCUAUCUAUCUCACUCGAUACUUAUGUAUGUAUGCAUCUAUCUAUUUAAGUCUUUUAUAUAUAUCAAUCUAUCUAUUUAUCUAUUUAUCUAUCUCAUUUUGUGUUCCUUCUUCCAUGGAAAGUAGACUUUUGCACGGCACUGUAAAUACAUGCUCACAUCUAUCUAUCUAUCUAUCUAUCUAUCUAUCUAUCUAUCUAUCUAUCUAUCUAUCUACUUCGAAUUAA
This is a messenger RNA of Acanthosepion pharaonis, 948 nucleotides long. Lineage: Eukaryota; Metazoa; Mollusca; Cephalopoda; Sepiida; Sepiidae. The record is from the annotation of a GenBank genome assembly.